Messenger RNA from Malaya genurostris, 1664 nucleotides. RefSeq names its product beta-1,3-glucan-binding protein (gene GNBP1). The transcript has 6 exons. The record is from RefSeq and is a predicted model, not a curated record. Bases 33 to 1583 code for a protein of 516 amino acids. Gene Ontology annotation, biological process: carbohydrate metabolic process. Gene Ontology annotation, molecular function: hydrolase activity, hydrolyzing O-glycosyl compounds; carbohydrate binding. NCBI's taxonomy places the organism in Eukaryota, Metazoa, Arthropoda, Insecta, Diptera, Culicidae.
CAAGACGGUUAGUUUGUAAUCAGCUUUCCGAGAUGAAGCAGUACUUUUUAGCUGCAUUAAUUUGUCUAAUUUGUCAUGUUGGUUUCGGAAGUGUGGAGGAAUUCUUGAUUCCAGAAGUACAGAUUGAAUAUUUGAAACCAAUGGGAUUUAGAGCAAGCAUCCAAGACGAUCCUGGUAUCAAGUUGUUCGCAUUCCACGCACGUCUCAACAAACCAUUUCAACAGUACGAGCAAGGUGAUUUCACCGAAGAUGUAUCAGAACCAACUGGAGACCGUUGGGUUUUUGAAAACACCAAAGUCAGUAUGCUGGAAGGACACCAUAUCUACUAUUGGGUUUACAUUCAAUACGAAGAUCGUGGUUACGUGAUAGCAAAUAGAAAACAUACUAUACGGAAGGACUUGUAUGGAACCAAAUCUGCUACCACUACAACGACAUCCACAACUACGACGACGACAACAACAACUACAACUACUACGGCUAAGCCAAAAGUAACGAAAGCGUCACAAAAAACGACAACUCCAACAACUACUACAAUCACUUUACCGCCAUGUGAGCCUACGGUGACCACUGUGAAUGGAAAAUCCUCCUGUGCUGGUAAAUUGAUUUUUGAGGAUAAUUUUCAAAUAUUGGAUUUGAAAAAAUGGCAGCGGGAGAUUCGCAUUCCCCUGGACACCGAGUCAGCGGAAUUUGUCUCCUACCAAGACCUACCGGAAAACAGCUAUGUGGCCGGUAAUCAUCUAUUCAUCGUUCCGACACUGCUCAACAUGAAUUCCGACUAUAACGACGAGCGCAUCCGAACUGGAGAGCUUAUUCUAUCGGGUUGCAAAUCACCCACCAACAAUGAGUUCGAGUGUCGGCGUAAGGCAGCGUUCUCCACAAUUCUACCGCCAGUCGUUUCGGCCAAGCUGAGCACAAAGGAGAGCUUCCGGUUCCGUUACGGACGAGUGGAGAUUCGGGCAAAGUUGCCCAAAGGAGAUUGGAUUUUUCCACAACUUCUACUUCAACCAGCCGAAAAUUACUAUGGCUACGCCGAUUUGGCCUCGGGAAUGCUGUUUGUAGCGAGUAUUUUAUCCAACGAAGAGUUGGUCAGCGCUGAAGGACUUCAAAUCGAUGGACGUCGUUUACGGGGUGGCGCCAUUAUAACCAAUCAACCGAAACUACGCGAUGCUUUCUUGAAGGCCAACAUACUGGACGAACACUUUGGCGACAGCUUUCACACGUAUGGUUUGAUAUGGAAACCGGAAAGUAUUGUGUUGACAGUGGAUGGAUUUCAGUAUGCAAGUAUAAGGGGUAAGUUCAAGGAUUACGGAAUUAGCAACAACCUCACCCAAGCCAAGCUAUGGAAUCCGGAAAACACGAUGACCCCCUUCGAUCGCGAGUUCUACGUUUCGCUUGGAGUGGGAGUUGGCGGAAUCAGAGAUUUUCCAGACGGUAGCAAAACUGGAUCUCCGGGCUCUGCGAAGCCAUGGAAAAACGCCAGUCCCAAAGCGGAGUACUUCUUCUAUCAGAAUCGCAACGUUUGGUACAGAACAUGGACCGAUCCCGAACUGAAGGUGGACUAUGUACGAGUGUAUGCGUUAUGAGUUGUUUGACUGUUUCCAUUUAUGAAACUCUAAUAUGAUCGUAUAUAAGUGUAUUACAUAAACUAAAUUAAAUGACAUAAA